This is a messenger RNA of Strongylus vulgaris, 312 nucleotides long. Lineage: Eukaryota; Metazoa; Nematoda; Chromadorea; Rhabditida; Strongylidae. The record is from the annotation of a GenBank genome assembly.
AUGAAUCUCUCCUUUAAAAACAUGUGUAAACUCCGUCCACUUCUCAAAGAAUGGCUAGAAGGUCAAGAAGCAGCUGUUGCAAAUGGUGUAAACGUGGAAGAACUGAGAACGAUUGAGAUUUCAAAGGUUAGUGCAAUAGACACAAUUCAGAGCUUCCAUUUCAAAAUGUUCCACUUUCAGGAAAAAGUGGAGGAGUGCGUCGAAGAGAUGCCAAUCCAUAUGCCAAAUACUGAACCUAUAAUGAAGAGGCGCAGAAAACGGACGAAUCUCGACUUGUCCCAGGUAGGGACAGACUUAUUGUUUACGAAUUAG